Molecule: messenger RNA, 1996 nt
Organism: Lotus japonicus
Lineage: Eukaryota; Viridiplantae; Streptophyta; Magnoliopsida; Fabales; Fabaceae
Product: acetate--CoA ligase CCL3-like
Exons: 3
Coding region: 66-1766 (566 amino acids)
Source: RefSeq, a predicted model, not a curated record
ACACCACACACACUCUUUCGUCACAACAAAACCAGAGAGAGACUCAGUGACUGAGAGUGCAGAAAAUGGUGGUGGCUCGCGACAUAGACGAUUUUCCCAAGAACGAUGCCAACUACACUUCCUUAACACCGCUCUGGUUCCUGGAAAGAGCUGCUCUGGUGCACCCCACCAGACCAUCGGUGGUGCAUGGAUCACGCCGCUACACGUGGCAACAGACUUACCACCAUUGCCGUCGUUUCGCCUCCGCUCUUUCUAACCGUUCCAUCGGUCCCGGCAACACUGUAGCUGUUAUUGCACCUAAUGUUCCAGCCCUCUAUGAAGCUCAUUUUGGAAUUCCAAUGGCAGGAGCUGUGCUGAACACUGUUAAUAUUCGGUUAAAUGCAUCAACAAUAGCAUUUCUUCUUGGUCAUUCAUCAGCAGCAGUGGUGAUUGUGGAUCAAGAGUUCUUUUCCUUGGCAGAAGAGGCUUUGAAAAUCUUGUCUGAGAAAAGCAAAAGCUUCAAACCUCCAAUUUUAAUUGUCAUUGGUGACGAAAACUGCGACCCUAAGGCGCUCAGAGAUGCUUUGGACAAAGGAGCCAUUGAAUAUGAGAAGUUUCUUGAGAGUGGCGAUCCUGAAUAUGCGUGGAAACCUCCCGAGGAUGAGUGGCAGAGCAUUGCUUUGGGUUACACAUCUGGUACAACUGCUAGUCCUAAAGGUGUGGUAUUACACCACCGAGGGGCAUAUCUUAUGGCUCUAAGUGGAGCUCUAAUUUGGGGGAUGAAUGAAGGUGCUAUAUACCUGUGGACACUACCCAUGUUUCAUUGCAAUGGCUGGUGUUAUCCUUGGACACUUGCAGCUCUUUGUGGGACAAACAUCUGUCUCCGGCAGGUAACAGCUAAGGCAGUAUAUGCAGCCAUUUCCCAGUACAAAGUGACUCAUUUUUGUGCAGCACCAGUGGUGCUUAAUUCAAUAGCCAAUGCCUCUCCUGAGGAAGCUAUCCUUCCUCUACCUCAUGUUGUAAACGUUAAUACAGCCGGGGCAGCUCCUCCUCCAUCUGUGAUUGCCGCCAUGUCAAAACUAGGAUUUCGCGUAACUCACACUUACGGUCUCUCAGAAACUUAUGGCCCCUCCACGGUAUGUGCCUGGAAGCCAGAGUGGGAGACACUCCCUCCUGAACAGCAAGCUAAGCUCAAUGCAAGGCAAGGGGUGCGGUACAUUGGCUUGGAAGGCCUAGAGGUUAUGAACACAAAAACUAUGCAACCCGUCCCGUCUGAUGGUGCUACCGUUGGUGAAAUCGUGAUGCGGGGUAAUCUCGUGAUGAAAGGAUACUUAAAGAACCCUAAAGCUAAUGAGGAAAGUUUUGCAAAUGGAUGGUAUCAUUCUGGUGAUCUUGCUGUGAAGCACCCUGAUGGGUAUAUAGAGAUUAAAGACAGGUCAAAGGACAUCAUCAUCUCUGGUGCUGAGAAUAUCAGCAGUGUUGAAAUAGAGAAUGCUCUGUACUCUCAUCCUGCAAUACUGGAAGCUGCAGUGGUUGCUAGGCCAGAUGAGAAAUGGGGUGAGUCUCCCUGUGCUUUUGUGACACUGAAGCAGGGAGUGGAUAGUAGUAAUGAGAAGCGUCUGGCUGAAGAUGUAAUUAAGUUCUGCAGGUCCAAAAUGCCUGCUUAUUGGGUCCCAAAAUCAAUUGUGUUUGGACCGUUGCCAAAGACUGCUACUGGGAAAACGCAGAAGCAUUUGCUCAGGGCCAAGGCAAAAGAGAUGGGGCCUGUCGGGGUGAGCAAGUUGUAACCAUGUUUACAUUGUGUUAGUAUGUCUGUCGGCCUACAUUUUGAGGCAGUUUGAAUGUGCUUUCGGCUAAUUCAUAUCUCUUGUAUCAUCAAGUGAAUGUGCUUUUGGUCAACUUAAACAUAAAUACAAACGCCGCUGCUGGUUGAUGGCCCCAGGACACAUUGUGACUAGGAUCGUUCUUAAUAUUGUUUAAUACAUAUUAGAAAAUAAACUUUAUUGCAUGUUGGAAA